Molecule: messenger RNA, 6280 nt
Organism: Cheilinus undulatus (humphead wrasse)
Lineage: Eukaryota; Metazoa; Chordata; Actinopteri; Labriformes; Labridae
Gene: usp11
Product: ubiquitin specific peptidase 11
Exons: 21
Coding region: 122-3148 (1008 amino acids)
Biological process (GO): protein deubiquitination
Molecular function (GO): cysteine-type deubiquitinase activity
Source: RefSeq, a predicted model, not a curated record
CAGCUCUGUGCUGCUUCCCCGUUUGUGUUGAUCAAUGCGGCGGUUUACUCCAGCCCUACUUUCCCCUGCUCUGGUUAAUAUUUCCAACGUUUCGGACAUUUAUGAGUGAUUGAUCGGCAUCAUGACGGCCAACAGCCGCUGUUCCUCCGCGGAGCCUCCGGGCCUGGAGACCCAGCGACGGGAGAUCGAGUCUCUGCUGCGGGAGUGUGAGCUCCGCGCUGGGGACAGUUGGUACGUGGUGGAGCGUCGCUGGUAUGAACAGUGGAAGGAGUUUGUGGAGACCGGGGACCAGAACUCUUCAUCCUUCCCGGGUCAAAUCGACAACACGGAGCUGUUUGAGGACCUGGACUCGUACCACCUGAAGGAGCGUCUGGUGGAGAAUGAGGACUUCAUGCUGGUCCCGGCUGAGGCCUGGCACAAGCUGCUGGCCUGGUACGGGAUGGUGGAUGCUCAGCCGCCACUCGAACGAAAGGUGGUGGACCUGCCCAGCACUCUGAAGGUGGAAGUGUACCCUGUUGAGAUUUUCCUCUGCCUCCAUAGCAACAUGGAAAACGUCAUCACUGCUCAGUUCAGCCGGGCCGACAACAUCCAGUCAAUCCAGAGGGCCAUGUGUGAGGCGUUCUCGGUUCCUUCGGGCUCCGAGUGUCGUCUGUGGAUGAAGAGUUCAGACAGCAGCUGUGAGCGUCUCAGAAACAUCCACAUGAGCGUGCUGGACGCCUGUUUGAGCUCUGGGAUGACGGUGAUUAUGGAGACGAGGAAUGCUGACGGCACCUGGCCGAGCUCCAGACCUCAGAUCAUGAGAAACUCGGUGGAGGAGCAGGACUCGUACCGAGGACAGCCGGGAGUCUGCGGCCUCACCAACCUAGGCAAUACCUGCUUCAUGAACUCUGCUCUACAGUGUCUGAGUAACACCCCUCCACUGACCGAGUACUUCCUGCAGAGCUCGUACCUUGACGAGCUGAACUUCACCAACCCUCUGGGUAUGAAGGGAGAGAUCGCUGAGGCAUACGCCGACGUCAUCAAACAGAUGUGGUCGGGGAGGCAUUACUCGGUGGUGCCGCGUGUCUUCAAGACGAAGGUUGGCCACUUUGCGUCUCAGUUUCUGGGCUACCAGCAACACGACAGCCAGGAGCUGCUGUCCUUCCUGUUGGACGGUCUGCACGAAGAUCUGAACCGAGUCAAAAACAAAGAAUACAUCGAGCUGAGGGAUGCUGAUGGACGGCCCGACCAGGAAGUAGCCGAGGAAGCAUGGCGUAACCAUCGGCGGAGGAACGACUCGGUAAUAGUAGACACAUUCCAUGGCCUCUUCAAGUCCACACUUGUCUGUCCCGAGUGCCACAAGAUCUCGGUAACCUUUGACCCAUUCUGCUACCUGAGCGUCCCGCUCCCAGUGAGCAAAGAGCGUGUCAUGGAGGUCUUCUUCGUGUCCCUGGACCCGUACGCCAAACCUGCACAGCAUCGAGUUGUCGUUCCUAAAGCAGGGAAAGUGUCUGAUCUUUGCUCCGCCCUCUCAGAGAUGACCAGCGUUCCCCCCUUACAGAUGGUGGUGGCUGAUGUGUUCAACCAUCGUUUCUAUAAGAUCUACAGCGCUGAUGAAUCUCUGAGCUGCAUCCUGGACCGGGACGACAUCUUUGUGUACGAGCUGAGUGCGCUGGACGAGCAGCAGGAAGAGGCGGUGCUUCUGGCUCUCUACCUGAGGGAGCGCUCUCACUACAGAGACUACGGCUCAGGCAGCAGCUCAUACGGCACCACGCUGUUCGGACACCCGCUGCUGCUCAACGUGCCGCGUAGCAGCUGCAGCCGGGAGGCGCUCUAUGCCCUAUUUCUGCAGAGGCUGGCACGCUAUGUACGACCUCCCGACCCCUCUGAGGAGCUAGAGGAAGAGGAGGAAGAUGAUGAUGAAGAAGAGCUGUACAAGACUCAGACCAACGGGAUCAGUGAUGAUGACGAGCAGGAUGACACAGAGAAAGCCAGACCCUUCCAGUCUGAUCUCUGCUGUGGUGAUUCAUCAUCAAACAACCAAUCAGACGACACCGCUGCAGCAAAGCCCCAACCCGAUCAGAACCACACCCAGAUCUCAUUGGACCACAGCGACGGGGACACCAACAACGGCUCGGAGAACCCGACUGAGCCGCUGUGCAGCGCAAACACCUCGGACACAACAGAGGACGUGAAUCCCUGCACAGACACAAGCGAGGCCGCAGACACCAGCUUAGAUCCACCUCUGCUUUCUAACACCACAGAAGAAGAACAGAAGGAAGAAGACAAGCAGGAGGAGGCGUGCUCACCCAGCACGACAGCCAAUGAGCAACCGGCAAAGAGAAGGGCGUGUCGCAAGAGGAGGAAGAGUCUGUUCACCAUCCAGGCAGUCAACUCCAACGGGACGACCGAGAGAGGGAUGGGAGAGGGAGGGAGCGCUGUGUCUUUUAGCUCUCAGCCGUACGUGGCCAUCGACUGGGACCCCGAGAUGAAGAAACGAUUCUACAAUGAAAAUGAAGCCGAGAAGUACGUCAAACAUGGCAGCAUGGAGGUCCCUCAGCAGCAGACCACGGUGCAGCUGCAGGAGUGCAUCGAGCUGUUCACCACCGUGGAGACACUGGAGGAGGAGAACCCAUGGUACUGUCCGGUGUGUAAGAAGCACCAGCUGGCCACUAAGAAGCUUGACCUCUGGUCUCUGCCUGAGGUUCUCAUCAUCCACCUGAAAAGGUUCUCCUACACAAAGUUCACCAGAGAGAAGCUCGACAGCAUCGUCGACUUCCCCCUCAGAGAGCUUGACUUCUCAGGCUGCCUCCUGAGGAAGAAUCUAGCCAAUGGGGAGCCUCCGAGCCGCUAUGACCUCAUCGCCGUGUCCAAUCACUACGGAGGACUCCGGGAUGGUCACUACACCAGCUACGCCUGCAACAAAGACAACGGUCAGUGGUAUUACUUCGAUGACAGCAAGGUGACCUACGCCAGAGAGGACCAGAUUGUGACCAAUGCUGCCUACGUCCUGUUCUACCAUCGACAAGACAAGAUCAGAAAACCCACGCUGCCCGCCCCCAACACAACCCCCGCCUCCUCCACCCAGCCCGCUAAUGACAUCACUUCCUGCAAAGAAGACGAUGCAGAGCUGGGUGCCGUCUCGUACGUCACCAUGGAAACGGACUGAAAGAAGCUUCAGGAUUGGCUAAAGGCAGUGGUGAUUAGCUGUUUAAUUUUUUUCUUCAUCAGACGGCCUUCUCUUUCUUUUUAAAUCACUUUUUAUGUUUUUAUUUUCAAACAGCACUUGAACGUCUUUCUUUUAUUUUCCUCCACACUUUCUGAAAUCUUCAGAUCUCAUGUUUGGCGUUUUGGCGUGAAGACGUUUGUUCUUUUCUGUAGAUGUGAACUCUCGACACUCAGGUAGUUUGAUGGUUUUUAGAUUUCAGACGGUAAAGUUAAAUCAGAUGUUUAAUGUCAAAUCAUAAAUAUGAAAUCCGGUUUGAUCCGGCUGCGACAGGGAAAGGACGUUAACUUUUUUAUCCUCCGUUUUUGCUUCAACCCUGACUUUUUUUUAAGUCUGAAUGCUGUGGAAAAAUUUUAGACCACAGGCAUUAAAUAUAGUGAACCAAACACUUCAAGAAAGGAUUUUUGCUUUUUAAAUCGAGUUAUUUAGAGUUUUUCCAUGAGCCUGAAAAUAGCUCUUAUCUCUCUGAAUAACUUGUUUUAAAACAAGAAAAAUCUUUUAGACAGUAUUUAAAUUCUUCCUUAUCAAUAAAGAUUAUUGAGGGGUUUUUUUUGUUUCCAGCAGCAUCCAAAUAUUUAUUUUUUUCUGUAUCAGUUUUUCUGAUAAAAACAGCUUUUUUUGUGCCGACUGAAUAAUGAGACGUUUACUGCAUAAAACUACAAUAGUUUAUUCAAAGUCCAGAUAAAACAUGAUUAGGUAUAAAUGAAGCCUGAUACUACAGCAAGUUUAGACAUGCAUAAAAAAUAUAAUAUAAGGUCAUGGUGAGCUUUAUCGUCCCACAUAGUGAGACAUUUGUCUUUGGCUCUUAUCCUCAGCAGAGUUGAAAAUUCACUGUCCUACACUCUCAACAUUAAACAAAAGAAAUUUAGUUUGGAUUAAUUUCAGAAAACUCUGAAAAGAUUUUUUAAAAAUUAGGCUCUUGAAGGACCAAGAAAUCAAAUAAGUGCCAGCCCUGCCUUAUUUGCCUUUUUCCAACUUGCCAAUGCCUUUAAAAAGAGAAAGAAAAAAAAAAUUUAAGGUACAAAAUUAAACAUUUAAUUGCAUUUCUGCAUGCAGCUCCAUCAAUACCGUUACACCUGUUUUAUAACUACAGGACAUUUGCUUUAGAUCGAUAUGUGAUCAGUAACCUGCAUUCAGCAGCAACAAAACGUACAUGCAGACAGCAGAAACUGGGGGGGCGCUGGUUCCUGCCUAAAGUGCAUGUUUAUUUAUUUAUCAGUUUUUUUGGGAGCGGUGUUGCAUUUAAUUACAGUGCAACUGAUGCAAAGUAUGCUAGACUUCUAGCUAUGGCCAAUUUGCAGUUCUUGUCCCUGAUUGGGUGUUUCAAAAUUUUCUUUUAAAUCAUGAUCUAGAAACAUAAUGUAUGAUGGGUUAUUUGUGCCUAAAGAGGAACCUUUAAAUAAAGAGGACCCAUUAAUUCCUGAUAAAUAAGGUUGAACAUUUUUAGACUUUGGGAUUAUAAAGUCUGGUUUUCCAAGAAACCAAACUCAGAAUUUCUAAGUUUAAAAAGUCAUUCAUGUAAUAAUUAUAAACUCAAAUGGUGCAAGUUUUUGUGAAUUUACAACAUUCAAACCCCAAAAUUAACGUGAAACCAAACUGAAACGGUUCGGAUAACUUCAGGUUAAAGACGUUUUGGUUCACAUAAAUGUAUGACUUUUUGAACUUGAAAAGUCUGACACGUUUUCAUGUAAAUAAACAGAUCCUUUUUAUUUUCUUGAGUGGCCUUAAUAAGUCGUCGUAAUUCUAAUAUUUUUUUGGUCUCUAAUAUUUCUAUUUGCUGAAAAUCCAUCUGCGAAACCAUCAAAAACAAUGGUAAACGCCAGCCGAUGGAAGCUCUGGUUUGAGGUAAACAGUAACAGGCAAUUUGUUGUUUUGAUUACUAAAAAGGCCAGGCAAACUCCUGCAUGAUGUUAGAUAAAGCAUUUUUGAUGUUUCUGUACGAGUCCAACGGCACUCAAACUCUUUUUUUUUUGACUCGUUAAGUAAUUACAACUUACAGAUGAAAGUCAGUUAUCUUAAGAUUCAUGAAUGAAGUCUAAAUAUCCUGAGUAAAACCUCAAAGUCGAGUCAUGAUGCCAAAUGUAUAAACACAAAUAUGAUUUGAUUCUAUUGGUGAGCCAGCCAGGGAGCACAGCGCUGUUCUGUGCUCUCUCCAGCUCCUCUACCGCUGAAAUGCAAUGUGAAUUAACAGAUGAGGACACUGAAAUCCCGCUGUCAUGGACAACCAAAAAAGUAUUUUAAAACUAGUUUUGUAAUUAACCACUACAUUUAUCCUUUUAUCAUAUUUUUAUAGUUAUUAAAGCAAUUUCAAGUAUUUUAUGCAGUAAAAGUCGGUUAUUUAGGUGGCUCAAACACACGUCAAUAGUAGAUGAUAAAUUAAACAUUCAGGACUGCAGCUCUACGAGGCACAUAGUGAAAAUAACCUCCAAACAAACCUCCGUUUGAACCGUUCUCUUCUUCAAUAUUAAACUGAUUUAAUAUCAGCUCAAUCAGUACCCUACAGUGUCUGCAGACAAAUCAACAAACUAUUAAUUGUACAUAAAGCAGAUUAUUUCUCUACAGACUUCAGUAGAAACCUGUUCAAUGGACCGAAACGCUGCGUGCUGGGGAUUAUGGGUAAUUUAAUUGUGAACAAAGCUGCCAGGAUGAGACGUUUUCUGUAUAUUUUUGGUCAUUUUAUUUAUUUUUGAAACGAGUAAUUUCAGCUGUCGUGUGACUACAGAUGUGUUUGUUUUUCUUGGAUAAUUUUGCUGAUCGUCUGCUGCGGGGCACAAGAAUCUUAUUUUUCAUAUUUAUAGAUCAAAUUUGUAUUCAGAAGUCAGAUUACUGGACAGGAAACGUUUUAAUUUUCUCCGGCGUGAGCAGAGAGACGUAGGCUCUCCACGCCAGCUCUGUGUACAGUAUUUUUCUAUUGUAAGAAAUGUAUUAUUAAUAUUAAUAUUUCCAUUCCUGGGAGGAGCAGGAGGGAAGCGUGGGCUGUUUCUUUCUUUGGUCUUCCCUGUCAAAUAUCAGAUGAAAAUAUUUUAUUGUACUUUCAAUCUUUUGAUAAGAAUAAAAAGAGAAUUAUUAACAUGA